GCCUCCUCUAUCUGGCUGGCUACACGCUACACUGGCCCCUGACGCAGCAGAAAGAGCACGUCUCACGUCAGUCGAAGAAGAGCGCGGAUGCGGGUGCAGUUUAGUCAGCAGUUGUGAGUAGCUCGAGGCGGAAAGAGAGAGGCUUCUCAGUUGUUUUGGUUUGAGGAGGAAGGAACAGCAUCGCGUUCACCAGCGCGGCGGGCUCGACGACGACGCUGUGCACCAUAACCUCUAAGGCGCUCCAAGAUCAUGGAUGAGCUACGCAGUGACCUGCUGGCCCUGGUCGUGUCGUAUCUGAGCCUGAAGGACGCCCUCGCCUGCCGGCUCGUGUGCAAGCGGCUCGCCGGCCUGGGGCAGCACUACCCGGAGGUGUGGGAGCGCCGAGCCCUGUCCGUCGAGGACGGCCCGACGGCGUGCCCGCUGCUGCGGCUGGCGCCGUGCGCCCGCGUGCUCUCGACGGCGGUCCCGGCGACGGCGCCGAGGUGCCACCACGGCGACCUGCGGACGACGGCGUGCGCCGCGCGGGAGCUGUCCAUCUCCAUGAAGCGCGUCCGGACCGAGGACGCCGCCGAGGCCGUGCAGAUCAUCAAGCGGCAGGAGGCGCUCGGGCGGCUGCGAGCAGUGCGUCUGCACUUCGACGUCGACGACGGCGCCUCUGCGACGGAGGACGCCGUCGCGUCGCUGUUCGGGACGCUGUCUUCCACCCCCGGCCUGGAGGGGGUGGCGCUGAGCGGGAACAUGGGCGACCUGCGCAUGUCACGCGUGACGGGUGUCCGCGGCUCCAUCAAGCCGUCCCUGAAGAGCUUCGCCUGCCACCUCGCCCCGGGGAUGCUGCCCUUCUUCAAGUGCAUGCUGGCCGGGCACGCCUCCACCCUGGAGGCCGUCCACUUCGACACCAGCUCGGCCUGCUCCGCCGCGCCCGCCGGCUCCGUGGCGCGCCUGCUGGCCGGCCUGCCCCGCCUGCGUAAGCUGAGCUGCCCCCUCGUGCCCGGGCUGGACAAGUUGGCCGAGUGCGAGUCGCUGAGGGAGGUGAAGCUCACCGUGACCCGGGACGGCGCGGACAACGCCGACAACGCCGCGGGGGCCGCGCAGCUGAUCGGCGCCGAACAGCUGCGCUCCGUCCAUCUGUGCUUUCUCCAUGGCGGCGCUUCGUCUGACGAUGAGUAUGAGGAUGUAGAUUCGGACGAUUCAGACAUUUUUGGAUUGUUUGAUGAAGAGCCCGGUGAAGAAGUCGCCAGGAAUUUGACCAUGGGCUUGGUUAUGGGGGAUUCCAAAGUGGAGGAGCUGUUCCUCGAAAUCGAAGGGGAGUCUCUGCAGUCAGUGCCGGUGCAGCUGAUGCUGGGGCUGCGAUAUCUGCCCACGCUGCGCCGCCUCCGGAUCAAGAUGUGCAUGUUCAGCGUGGACGAGGUGCUGCGGGGCAUCUUCAUCUUCAAACUCCCUUCGCUGCAGAGCUUGCAGAUAGUCUUGCAGGACGGCAUUGAUGAUGGCUCAUCCUCGAGAUGUUGCUUUCACUGGUUUCUACACCACGAUACGGUGAAGAAGGUGCUCUUGAAGAACCCCUGGCUCCACGUGGAGCUGCAAAAUGCAAUCUUUUGCAAAGACGUGGUUUCCGAAGAAACGUGUGAAUACUGUGAACCGCUGGUCUGCCACCAAGAGCUCUACGAUGUCGCCACGCCUGCCGAGUACGUCGUCGGCAUUUUCACGCACCCACCCGACGCGUGUCCGUCGGCAGUUCACCAUGCAUCUGGGCGCCGUUGGUUCCACACUAGCGAUCUGUGACAUCCAUUAUGACAUUCAAACUGUUUUUAAAAUGUAUAGUGCGUUUUUAUAUUUGUAACUUUUUUUUGUCAGUCAAUGAGAGAUGCACAUUAAACUGCUAUGUCAUGGAUAAA
Messenger RNA from Frankliniella occidentalis (western flower thrips), 1892 nucleotides. RefSeq lists its product as uncharacterized. NCBI's taxonomy places the organism in Eukaryota, Metazoa, Arthropoda, Insecta, Thysanoptera, Thripidae. Bases 250 to 1779 code for a protein of 509 amino acids. The transcript is spliced from 2 exons. The record is from RefSeq and is a predicted model, not a curated record. Gene Ontology annotation, molecular function: protein binding.